AUGAAUAGCUAUUGGCUGAUUGUCAGCACUUGUCUCUUGUCAACCUUAGGCCUUGCUCUUAUUUUGUAUCAUUAUUUGAAGCAACAUCGAGAACAUCAAAAGGAUGCAGGUGCGGAAUUGGCGGACGAAGAGUUGCCAGUCAUGUUUAAUUCAUCACUCAACUCAAUUCUUGAAAAUUGUGAAAAUUGCAAAAUUGUCAACACUGCACCAUUGACAGACAUGGAACACUUCUUUUUCCAACGAUUUGGAAGUGAAUUGUUUUUGGGAACUCACAAUUUGGCUGUAGCUGGAAUUUGUAACUUUUCGCCGUCAGUAGUGAAGGACAUCUCUGUUGAGAAAAUGAUUGAGAUUUGCAACAAAAGCGUCAAAAUAUUGCAAUAUCGACAUCCCAUGCUCACUGCGGUUCCAGUCAUUAAAGAUGACAAUAAGAGCUUGAUUCAACAAGAAUUUGCAAAACUAUGGAAACGAAAACUAGAAGAUGAAACUCGAGAAGAUAUUGUCAGAAGAGUUUGGGAAGAUUUUUUCAUCCUCUUGCCCAACACCUUGGAAUUCAAGUUUGUGGAAAAUGUACCUGUAAACAUUAAGAUCGAUGAAACAUGUGAUGUGAAUUUGGAAAAGGUGACAUCUGACAAAGAGCUCUGCCAGUAUCGAGUGAAACACGAAUUGAAACACAACUUUACGUACAAAAACAAUUCCUUGCAUCCAUUGUGGACCUUGUCUCUAACUCCUUCUCCCUUCACAAAAGGAAAGUUCAUUUUGUCUUUGGCCUUUUUCCAUGGUAUCAUGGAUGCAAACGCCAUUAAGCAAGUUAUGACCGAUUUUUCAGUCUUGAUGGAUUACUUCUUGUCAGAAAAGAAAGAUCCUUCAGCUAAGAAAGAAAUUGAGAAAAUUGAAGCGAAUAUUGAAGCACAUCAAUGGUUGACACCAAUACCUAUUUCUCCUAUUGAAGCUUUAUUGAAAAAUGCUUCACUGAGCCAACCUUCUCAUUCCAGCACAGGAGCACCAGCCGAUAAUCCACGUCUAUUGACAUCUGUUACCAAUUUUUUCGAAUUUCUCAAAUUCCUCUAUACUACUGCUUCCCAUAAUGGAUUGAGACCAAAAGUAUUCUUCCCUGUGAAGAAGGACUUCCCAGAGCCUUGCACAUGUGAUAUUUUAGUGAGACGUCUUGGAAGUGCAGAAACAGCAGUCAUUGAGAAAAUGUGCCAUGAAAAGCAAAUCACUGUGACAUCCUUUGUUCAUGCUGUUUGUACACUUGCUUGGACACUCUGUUUUGGAACUGUGGAAGAACACUCACAAGAUUAUUCCUUCACAAAUUCAAUCACAGUCGAUCUACGUCCAUGUCUAUUGCCACCACUUAAAAUAGACAGCAGUUCUGUGACAAGAAAUUAUGCAUCUUCUGUUUUUGGUGCCAUUUCCUUUGCCCUAGAUAAGAACAAGUCUCAAGACUCUGCUGUUCUUGAAGAAAUAAUUUGGAAAAUUUCCGAAGACACGAAAAAAGCUCUCGACCGCAAAUAUUUCUAUUCUACAGCUCUGUAUCAAUUCAUGGGAAAGGUCAUGUCAUUCAUUCAUAGCACAUUUGACAUGAGCAGAAAACCAUCCCAUCAAAUGGUGUUCAGUAAUUUAGGAAAAUUAGAACCCAUUUGUGGGAAAAACGUCACAGUUGAAUUAUCAGUUGGAGGUUACUCUUCGUGUGGAAGCCAAUGUGGCGUUUCGAACAUUUUCUACACGAAUUCCAUAACACAUGAAUUGGAAUUUGCAAUUUGUUACCUGAAUGCCCUUUCCAAGGAAGAUGUUGAGAAAUAUAUGGACAAAUUUAUCGAGCUUUUUCAAUUAACAUGUAAAGAGUAUGAGAAAAAGAAGAACGAGGCAUCUCAAACCUCUCAAUAG
Molecule: messenger RNA, 1887 nt
Organism: Naegleria lovaniensis
Lineage: Eukaryota; Heterolobosea; Eutetramitea; Acrasida; Naegleriidae
Exons: 2
Coding region: 1-1887 (628 amino acids)
Source: RefSeq, a predicted model, not a curated record